GUGAGAAAAAAACAGACAGUGAAGUGAAGCUGCGUACGAGAACGGGUUCAAUUGUAUCAGAAAAGAUCCGCAUCCAUCCUCACGUUUAGGGCAAUAAUGACCCCCAAAAUAGGGAGAGCAUAAACUACGCGUCUCACACGAUCGGGCGAUAGCGAUAUUAUAGAUCUCCGUUGCUCAGAAAGAAAAGAAAGUGAUGGUGAAAUUUGGAUUGUUACAGAAGUACCUGGGAUUCCGGGGGACGGUGGAGUGUGACUGAAGGGUACUGUAAACCCUUUAAGGAAGGUGGAAUAUUCGCAUAGGUGAACAAAAAGGUGAAACGCACUUAAGGCAAACGACGUUAUUUACUGAGGCACAAGCUAAAGAAGAGACGAAAUGGAGCUGCGAGUGGGGAACCGAUACAGACUGGGCAGGAAAAUCGGAAGUGGAUCUUUCGGGGACAUCUAUUUAGGUACGGAUAUUUCUGUGGGCGAGGAGGUUGCGAUAAAGUUGGAAUGUGUGAAGACCAAACACCCCCAGCUCCACAUCGAGAGCAAGAUCUACAAGAUGAUGCAAGGAGGAGUGGGUAUUCCAACAAUAAAAUGGUGUGGAGCAGAAGGUGACUACAACGUGAUGGUGAUGGAGCUGCUGGGGCCCAGCCUGGAGGACCUCUUCAACUUUUGCUCCCGCAAGUUCAGCCUCAAGACAGUCCUGCUGCUUGCUGAUCAGAUGAUUAGUCGCAUUGAAUACAUCCACUCAAAGAACUUCAUCCACAGAGAUGUAAAGCCUGAUAACUUCCUGAUGGGACUUGGCAAAAAGGGAAACCUGGUCUACAUUAUCGACUUUGGCCUGGCAAAAAAAUAUCGUGACGCUCGCACACACCAGCACAUCCCAUACCGCGAGAACAAGAACCUGACUGGCACUGCACGCUACGCUUCAAUCAACACACAUCUCGGGAUUGAGCAGUCGAGGCGUGAUGACCUGGAGUCCCUGGGCUACGUUCUCAUGUAUUUCAAUCUGGGCUCGCUGCCUUGGCAAGGCCUGAAGGCCGCCACCAAGAGGCAGAAGUACGAACGAAUCAGUGAGAAGAAAAUGUCCACCCCGAUCGAGGUGCUUUGCAAGGGAUACCCCUCUGAGUUUGCCACCUACCUGAAUUUUUGUCGUUCGCUGCGCUUUGAUGACAAGCCAGAUUACUCGUACCUACGGCAGCUCUUCAGGAACCUGUUCCACCGACAAGGCUUCUCUUAUGACUAUGUAUUUGAUUGGAAUAUGCUCAAGUUUGGAGCCAACCGUGCAGCAGAGGAAGCAGAAAGAGAUCGCAGGGUUCGGGAGGACAGGUUGAGGCACGGCAGGAACCCAGGGGCCAGAGGAAUGCCUGCAGCAUCAGGACGACCACGAGGAACCCAGGACGGAGCUCCACCAACCCCACUAACACCCACAUCACACACAGCAAACACGUCCCCUCGACAAGUGUCUGGCAUGGAGCGUGAGCGAAAGGUCAGCAUGCGCCUGCACCGUGGCGCGCCUGUCAACGUGUCGUCCUCAGAUCUAACAGGACGGCAGGACACCUCCCGCAUGUCCACUUCACAGAAUAGCAUUCCCUACGAGCAUCACGCCAAGUAGACGCUCGCCACGUCCUUGUGUGACGGCGGCAACGCAUGAUGGUGUCUGGUGUACCGCCUCCUGGUCUCCAUCUACUUGCUCCUCGAUGAGCCCCACAAUGCAAACUGGCGGACCAAGAACCGUUUUCAGGACCGAUCUGAUACACUAAUACUACUACCACCAUUCAUUUGUACUACUACAACUAUAAUCAGAAGUCAGACUUCUGACUAGGCUUCAACUGCUUUCUGAAUGACUUCUCUCAGUACUGUCACCUCCUGAAUUUUGUACACCGUCUUUUUAUCACUCUCUUUCUUUUCUCAUUUCUCUGCCGUCCCAAAACAUUAGAGUGUUGGACGCAGGACUGUUCUCUAUUCAGUUUUCAGGAAACAUUUGCACAGUCCCACUCUAUUGCACCAGAUUCUGAGUGGGCUGUGGUUUGUCUAAGGCCAACAUGGCAACCCAGUGGGCACAUUCGGCAUUGAUGACUCUACAUUUACAGUGUCCGCUAGUUCCCAGCCUCGCUCUGCUCUUUGUAGUGAGGUGAACCAGCAGCUUUUUAUUUCGUGUAUACAAUAUGUGUAUGGGCAGAUUUAGAAUGAGUUGCUUUGUUUUUGGUAUUUUUGGGCCCUUUUCAUUCUCUAUUUUCACCGGUUUUGCUGUUUUACAAGGCAUCAGCACACUGUUUAUUAAAUCUACAGCUGUUUGUAUUAAAUAAAACAAAUCAACUUCUUUGCAUGUGUUAGAGGUGAGCCUUCGUAGUCGAUACUGAAGGUGCUAGUUAAACUCAUGAACAUACCAAAAAUUAGCUUUGGUGGUGCAGAAGGCUGUGUGUUGACCCAUAAGUUGACAAGAUGUUUGUCUGUUCCCCUUCAGAAGCUCUGGUGUGAUCUCUGCUGAGCCCUGCUCCCUUUCUAAUGUGUACAAAAGACUUGUACUGUGUAUUGGAUAAGGGCGUCAUCUGACAUAUUUUACCAAACUUCCAUUCAUUGUGUACAGAUAAACAUUCUUGUUUUUCUUAUUUGUAUUAUUUUGAAGCUGUGAAAUUCUUGUAAUGUUGAUAUGUAAAUGUUUCCUCAUGUUUUGUUUUCACUGACUUUGAAUCUGGGUCUAGGGGCCUGCCAUCAGUGUAGUAGUCUCCUUUCAGUCUGCCGCGUUCAGAGCCAUGGAGAUGUUGCACUGAGAGUGAAAGACAUUCUGUAUGGCACAAUUUCUGUCCCGACUGCUGCUCUCAGUUUGAGAGAUUCUGUGAUUUUGCAAACUAUGACCACAUCAUAUGCACUGGUCGUGCUUUCUUUGUGAAUCCUCUUAUUGAACUGAUUCUUUGAGAGUGUGGAGAGGAAAACUGACCAUCUUCUCUUCAUUGACUUUUCCAGCUGCAGUGUGAGGGUUUCUUUUUAUAAUAUUCAGCUCAUCUGACACUUGGCUUUAGUCUAUAACUGCCCUGUAUGUCAGAAAGAAAAGGCCUGUUGUAAUUCAUUCUUACUGCUGUUCAUUCUCUAAAUUCACAUUUUGACCAUUGACCUCUGGUCUGCCACUGAACACUUACUGAAUUAUGUAAGUUAUCAGAUCAGCAAGAUUUCAUUUCUCACAUUUAUAUUUGCCACUGUAUUUGUGUACUUAAACUGUAAAUAAAUCAAUCACUUGUA
Mugil cephalus (flathead mullet) is the source of this 3224-nucleotide messenger RNA. It is a transcript of the gene csnk1db, whose product is annotated as casein kinase 1, delta b. The transcript is spliced from 10 exons. Gene Ontology annotation, molecular function: ATP binding; protein serine/threonine kinase activity. NCBI's taxonomy places the organism in Eukaryota, Metazoa, Chordata, Actinopteri, Mugiliformes, Mugilidae. The coding region runs from base 373 to 1599 and encodes 408 amino acids. The record is from RefSeq and is a predicted model, not a curated record. Gene Ontology annotation, cellular component: nucleus; cytoplasm. Gene Ontology annotation, biological process: peptidyl-serine phosphorylation; endocytosis; signal transduction.